UGAAACUCAAGGAGUCCGGAGCGGUUCCUCAUCACACUCUCGCCUGGCAUGGGGGUGAAGGAGCUGACCCGGCUGCUGGACACUAACCGGAGCAUCUACCGGGAGGCUGAGUUCCGGAGGCAGCGGCUGGUGGUCGACGGCUGCAACCUGCUCUUCUCGCUCUACCUGCGCUCAGAUCUGGACCAGAAUCACGGUGGGGAUUAUGCUGCCUUUGAGGAAGAGAUUGAGAAGUUUGUCACAGCCCUCAGACUCUGUGAGAUCGAGCCAUACGUGGUAAUGGACGGAGGCUCAGGCAACACCAACAACAAGAUGGAAACCAAGAAGCAAAGAGCUGAGGGCAAUAUCAGGAACUGCCACCAGGCAGCAGUGGAGGGCACGAGGUUGGGAGUCCUGCCACUGUGCAGCAAGAUGGUGUUCGUGCAGACGCUGGACCGCCUCAAGGUCCCGCUGGCCCAGUGCUACGGAGAAGCCGACCAGCAGAUCGCCGCCCUAGCCAGCGAGUGGCAGUGCCCAGUGCUUUCCAAUGACAGUGACUUCUUCAUUUUCGAUCUCCCGGCAGGACUGCUGCCCAUCAGUCAUUUCCAGUGGAAGGCCCUGGAGCAGAACGGCUCGAGCUGCUACAUCCCCUGUAAGAGCUACCACAGGUCCCGCCUCUGCACCUUCUUCCACAUCCAGCCACAGCUCCUACCCACCUUCGCCGCCUUGGCCGGGAACGACUACUUGAAGCUGGAGAGGAUGAAGUUGUCCAUCAGAUGGGAUCAGUUUGAUCCAACAUUGGGUGAGAAACCAAAUCGCCUCAGAGGGCUGCUCUCCUGGUUGAGCGGCUUCCUGACGCCUCAGGAGGCGCGGGAGGCAGCGCUGGGGCUGAUGGGAAACCUGAGCAGCCAGAGAAAGGCAGAGGUGCUGGAGAACCUGACUCUGGGGAUGGAGAUGUACCAGCUGCCUCCCAGCUCCCUGGAGACGUUCUUCAUCCAUGGGAUCACGCCACUGAUUCCAGCAGCGGGAGAAGAAGUGGGGGAUCGUGUCCCGGACUGGAUGUGCCAUCCUCUGAUGCAGGCCCGGCUGUCUGGAGACAUCCUGGACGUUCUGCAGCUGCAGAGAAAGGGCCUCCCCAUGCCUGUUGACUCCAAAGACAUGCCCAGCGCUGCCCUGACCUCCAGGCCGCUCCGCCAGCUGAUGUACGGGCUGCUGCUGGGCAGAGACACUUGUCUCCAGGUGGAGGAGUGGGACAGAGACGGCCUCCAGCUGAAAUUCAUCCUGGUCCAACCAGACGUCAGAUCAGUCACUCGGCGGCUCGAACUCCGCUCGCUGAACAAGGUGGAGCAAUCCGAGCGCCUGCAGGUGAUUCUUCAGGCCUUGAAGGUGACGGAGAGGUCUCUGAGCCGCCUGCCGCCUCAGCUGCGCCUCCCGGUGGCCGUCACCCGCUUCUGGCUGCAGAACGCUCAGCCUGCUCCAGACAAGGCGCUGCUGAAGUCGCUGCUGCUGUGGCUGAGUGACGGAGACGCCCUGAGACACGCAGCAGUGCUGCAGCCUGAAAAUCCACAUCAGGAGCCGAAGCUGGACUUGAACGUGGCUCACGCCUUCAACCAGUGGCAGAUGUGCCUGAAGGACAGCGUCCAGCUGAACCAUCUGCUGAGCUGCCCCCUCCCCGAGCAGCACAUCGCACGGUGGUAUGAGGGGACGCUGGUCCACCGGCUGGUCCACAGGAUGAGGACGAUUGGAGGCCUGAGGGACAUUCUGAAGGGAGAUCUGUCCAAUGUGAGACUGUACAAAUCCAUGCUGUCUGUCGUCCACCGCUCUCAGAAAGCGUUGAGGAAGACCCAGAAGACGGCUCUGUGGCGGCAGCCUCUGGACAACCUGCAGCAGCUGUCCGUCCAGUACGAAGACCAGGAGGCCGCCACUGAGAUGAAGAGCUUCAUCAGAGCGCAGGACGAUCUGUCUCUGGACGAUGUGAUGAUGGUGAAAACGCGAUACAAAACCAGAGAGAGAAACAACCGGUGCAAACAGUCGAGGGGCCGGGACCUCCUCUAACGCGAUCAGGGGCUUUUACUCGAUACAGUUGAACACAAAUUUCUGUACUUUCUACUUCUUAUAUUCUCAAUAUACUAGUUACUGAGCAGGAGGUUGGAGCAACGCACGCCUUCACGCUCUUCUCUGUACGAGCACUGUGCAGGCUGUUAACAAAAGAGGAACUAUCCUAUUUGUGUGCCUAGAACUUGUUUCCUUUUGCUGAGUUAUCAUAAGGGGCGUUGUGUAUCACUCCUGCUACUGAUUAGAAAGUGAAAGGUCCCAGUUUAAUUCUUUAGUGGUUACACUGGGGUCUAUUGGUGUUCUUAGGCACUGGUUUAUUCUGUUGUGUUGGUUCUUUGUUGUGCCCAGAAGUUCAGAUGCACUAGUCCAUUACUAUUUGAGACUCAUCUGGGGUUCCAAAUUUGUAAAAUUAUACAGUUUGUAUUUAGUAUGUAUAUUAUAGUAAGUAUAGUAGUAUAGUAUAGUAUGUAUAUUUUUGUUAUCAUUUUGAAAUAAAAGCCUGAAGAGAAAA
Messenger RNA from Hippoglossus stenolepis (Pacific halibut), 2542 nucleotides. RefSeq names its product asteroid homolog 1a (gene aste1a). The transcript has 6 exons. The record is from RefSeq and is a predicted model, not a curated record. NCBI's taxonomy places the organism in Eukaryota, Metazoa, Chordata, Actinopteri, Pleuronectiformes, Pleuronectidae. Bases 49 to 2031 code for a protein of 660 amino acids.